CAAUGGUAACAAUAACUAUUAAAUUAAGGCUGACAAAAAAGAAUAACCUGUUCAAUAGCCAAAAGGAAAGAAGGGAAAGAAAACUGGAGAAGAAACAACAUAAUAAGUUGUUGCUACUUUGGGACCAAAUGUUGCAGGAAAUGAAUUAGUAUUUGGAGUAGCUCACAUCUUGUCAACUUGGAAUGACACCUUCAUUCAUAUCACUGAUUUGACAGGCAGAGAAACAUUAGCAAGAGUCACUGGUGGAAUGAAAGUCAAAUCUGAUAGAGAAGAAUCUUCACCAUAUGCAGCCAUGCAAGCAGCCAAAGAUGUUUAUGAGAAAUUGAAAACACUCAAAAUUAAUGCUUUGCAUAUUAAAUUAAGAGCAAGAGGAGGUAUUCCAUCUAUCUCAUAUAUUAAGGUGUCGAUACUAGACAACCAGGACCUGGUGCUCAAGCUGCUUUAAGAGCAUUGGCUCGUUUGGGACUUAAAAUUGGUAGAAUUGAAGAUGUUACUCCUAUUCCAACAGAUUCUACUAGAAGACCUGGAGGUAGAAGAGGAAGAAGAUUAUGAA
This is a messenger RNA of Paramecium pentaurelia, 553 nucleotides long. The record is from the annotation of a GenBank genome assembly. NCBI's taxonomy places the organism in Eukaryota, Ciliophora, Oligohymenophorea, Peniculida, Parameciidae.